AAGGGCUCUAGCCGUGGGGGCCGGCUACCGUGGAGCGCCCGUGGCGCGGCUGGAGGCGGGCAGUGGGGAGGGGAAGCGCUUGGUCAACAAGGGCGUGUCCCAGGACACUUGGGCAGAGGUGGACCUGGCAGCCCCAAGCUCCGGCCGGGGGCCCCCCGGAACUCCUGCUCUGAUGCGCCCGGGUGGGGCGAGGUUUUGUGGGACAGACUCUUCUGCUCUGCUUCAAAGAUGCCCAGAAGGGAGCAGGUGACAGAGCGUCUCUCUGCCCGCGAAGGCGAGCGUGGCACGCGCCUCUCCACAGCGGAUGCCACGCCAGAGCGGCUGGACCAGGUCAUCUCGGAGCAGGCCACCCUGCGUGCAGCCCUGGCCUCCCUCUCGGAGGAGCUGUGUAAGCUGGCGAAAUGCCUGGAGGAGACGGCAGGCCGGGUGGAAGCCCUGGAUGCCAAGUUGGUGACCACGCAGAGCUGCGUGGUGAAGCACGCAGCUCUGAUGAGAGAGCUGGCCCAGGGCGGCCUGGAGACAGAGCGCCGGCUGGAAGAGCUGGAGAACAGGGUGCGGGCCCGGAACGUCAGGGUCGUUGGGGUCCCGGCUGCUGUGGGAGACACAGACCUCAUCCCCUUCUUGGAAAAUCUGGUGCCAGCUUACUUGGGUUUAAAUGCGAAGGAAGCUCCUAUGCGUAUAGAAAGCGCAUACCGGCUUCCCAUCAGGGAAGCAGGCAGCGGUGCCCGGGUGGAUGGUGGUGGCACUGUGCUAAUGACCCUCUCCGAUUUCUGGGCCCGAGAGAGAAUUCUGCGGGCAGCACGGGCCUGCUGCACAACCAAAUUCCAAGGCCCCAAGGUCUCCUUCUUCCCCGACCUCAGCCCUGCCACGCAUGCCCGGCGGCAGCGUCUCAUGGUGCUCAAGCAAGCGUUUGUGAAGGAGGGGGCUCAAGCCUACGUCCUGUACCCUGCCAAACUAAAGGUCCUGUGCCGGGGGCAAACCUAUGUCUUCAGGGACUGCACGUCUGCAGCCCGCCUGCUGGAUGAGAUCAGACAAGAACGGCUGACUAUGGCUUUGAUCCGCAACAGACUGGGGCUGCUGGUCCUCGGAGUCCUCGUCACCUUUGUCCUCUACCUGUUGCUCCCUGCAAUCCAUCACGAGACGUUCACGUCCAGGGCAGGCAGCCACAAGGCCCAGGCCAGGGCUGAGGAGAAGGGCCAGCAAGAUGUCAAUGUCACCGUCCUAACAGGGACCAUUGCAGGGAGCCCAUCCAUCUUCUUCAGAGAAGGCUUCCUGCUCCAGAAAGCUGGGACUCCCAGCCCCAAAAGGCUGGAGGUGGUUUUUCUGCAUGGCCAGGCUUUCACUUCUAAGACCUGGGAGGACCUGGGGACGCUGACCCUGCUCUCAGAGGAAGGAUAUCGCUCCGUUGCUAUCGACCUGCCUGGCUACGGCAGCUCCCCGCUUUCCGAUUCUGUCUCCACGGAGCAGGGCCGUGUCGCCUUCCUGCUGCAUGUGUUGAAGGAGCUGGGGAUCCAGAGGCCAGUUCUGAUCAGCCCAUCCAUGAGUGGCCACUAUUCCGUCCCCUUUGUCCUGGUACAUGGGGCGCAGCUGAAGGGCUUUGUGCCCAUUGCGCCUGUGGGGACCCAGGAGUACACAGCCCAGCAGUACCAGCAGGUCCAGACGCCGACUCUGAUCAUCUAUGGUGAGCGUGACACUGGCCUGGGCGCUCAGUCCCUGCAGAGCCUGCAGCAGCUCCCAAAGCACAAGGUGGUGGUGCUACCUGACGCCGGCCAUGCCUGCUACCUGGAGAAGCCUCGCGAGUUCCAUGAGGUGCUGCUAGCCUUCCUGGGCGAGCUGCAGUGAACGUGGACCCCCCUGGGGCCAGAGCCUGGCUGCGCUGAGCCUUGGCUGCGUGGCUGGGACGCUGACUCUCUGACCCCAUCAUUAAGGGCUGUUGGACUUGUCCGGGGGUGGGAGUUCUCACCGCUGCCGCCCUCCUGGGUCUCUGAUCCUGCGGCGAGUCGGGCUGGAGGAGCUGUGGGCUUGGCAAGGGACUUGUUGGAUGUCGUCAGCCUCUGCAGGGGGAUGUGCCAGGUGCUGGGAUUCUGCCUGCUUAGGGGCAUGAUUCUGCUGUGUGUGUUGGGAGGUAACCGGCCCCCUGCCAGCUUCUGGCUGUGCUCUCCUGUUGCACGGUCCUCGUGUUUGUUGUUUUCUCGUCCCCCUGCCUUGCCUCUCUGCAAGGAGCCCUCACUAGGGCCCUGGACCGUUGCUGUUAAACGAUGGGCUGGCGUGUUCGCCUGAGGGGUGGGGGACAGGCCAGGUGACUUUCUGGGGCUUGUUCCAAAGAGCGUCGCAGUAGAGUAGCUGAGCAUCUCACUCGGCAGGGGCUGAGGUGUGGCAGUGCUUGGUCCCCACCAAUGGCUCCUUUGGGUUAGCAGUUGUGUCUGGUUGUUGUUUGUAGGGGGCAUUAAAUGGGCCCUUUUCCCGCAAAGCAAGGGCCGUUGGCAUGUUACCGGGGUGUGAUUGAUUUAACUCCUGGGUGGGUAAGCUGCUCUGACCAGGCCCAGAGGAGGGAGCUCUGUGGAGGAGUCUGGUAUGAGGCCAAUAAACCAUUUGUACAGUG
This is a messenger RNA of Dermochelys coriacea (leatherback sea turtle), 2602 nucleotides long. RefSeq lists its product as uncharacterized. The record is from RefSeq and is a predicted model, not a curated record. NCBI's taxonomy places the organism in Eukaryota, Metazoa, Chordata, Testudines, Dermochelyidae. The coding region runs from base 229 to 1842 and encodes 537 amino acids. Gene Ontology annotation, cellular component: cytoplasm. The transcript has 6 exons.